Chlamydomonas reinhardtii is the source of this 5745-nucleotide messenger RNA. RefSeq lists its product as uncharacterized. NCBI's taxonomy places the organism in Eukaryota, Viridiplantae, Chlorophyta, Chlorophyceae, Chlamydomonadales, Chlamydomonadaceae. The record is from RefSeq and is a predicted model, not a curated record. Bases 344 to 4525 code for a protein of 1393 amino acids. The transcript is spliced from 10 exons.
UUCUAGGUUGCGAUAAAAUACAAGCACGAGACAUCAUUGGCGUCCCGCUGGAAGCCAGAGAACUGCCUCGCUUCUCCCCACGUUCAUCGAAGCAGCGAUUAGACGCGUUUUGUUCUUCCUUUGCCCUACUACCCUAAACUGCUAUAGAUAAAUACAUUCUUGCUGGCGAAACAGGACAUACGCGACCUUGUCCCGACAACUCUUCAGCGCGAAGUUUCUAUGUAAAUUGCUUCCACCCUGCCAUGCUCACCAUUAUUGAGCUUGUCGUAAACUACUGAUGGCUGUACAAGAAAGCUCUUCAGAGGCCACGCCAUCGCCAGACCCUGAACAAAACGAGCAGCAAAUGGAGGAGCCAGCAUCUUCUGGAGCUGCCGGGGAGCCACAGUCGGCGGGGGUAGAGUCGGGGCAGCCCGGCGCGGGGGGCGGACCGGACGACACCGUGGAGAGGAGUGGCCCCAGUGCGCUGGUGCCGCGGAUUCUGGCCCGACCGCCGCGGAAGGCCAAGCCUCAGGGCGUUCGUGUGCUGGAGCCCAAGGAGUCCAUGCGGAACCGACUGCGCAAGGCCCUCGCGCCCUACCUCACAGCCACGUACUGGCAGGGCGAGAUGGCCAGGAAGUUCACGGCCGAGUACAUCGAGGCGCACCCGCCUCCCGAGGACGAGGACGACCUGCCCGCCUACAUCGCGCAGCACCUGCGUGAGCUCAACCGCGUCACUGAGCGCUGGAGCGGCUGUGUGGUGAAGGCGCUGGACCCGCUCAGCCACCAAAUGGCCAUUGACGACCGACUGCAGCGCCAGCGGCAGCGGGCUGAGGGACUGCCGGUGGAGUCGUUGGACAUGGACUUUGCCAUGAGGCCGGGACUGUCGCCUGCAGCCACCGACUCGCCCACUGCGGCGCCCGCUGCCAAGGCUGCCCAGCCGCCUGCGCCGCCUCCUCGCCCUGCUGACGAUGGCGACACGCGGCUGACCAGCAGCCAGAUCGUGUCCGCGGUACACCUGGUGUCCGACAUCAAGGUGUGGGAGGAGAUCCUGGCGGCCAAGAAGGCCGAGGAGCGCCGCCAGCACGCCAUCGCCGAGCUGCACCUGCACCACGCCGCGCGCAUCAUCCAGCGCUCCUGGCGCUCCUUCAUCGGGCAGCGCAAGGAGGAGAAGGCUCGGCUGGACAGCCUGGUGUCGCCGGACGUGCAGGCCAUGCUGAGUGCCGCCGCCUACAAGGCCAUGAGGGACGCGCGCAACAAGCUGCAGCUCACACGCCUGCGCAAGAGCCUCAGCAGGCGGGCGCGGGUGGGCGGCUUCGGCUCAUCCGCACCCCGAGACCUGGACCGGACGGUCAAGCCGCAGCCGGGAGGGGGCGGGGGCCCGGGCGUGGGGCCGAACCCGCCCGCCGGCCGCCGGCCGCCCAAGGCUCCUGCCGGCCCUCGGGGGGCGGCUGCGGCGGCCGGUGAAGCCCGGCGCAGCAGCCGGGAUGUUUCAGGUGCUCCCUCUGGCUCCAGGUCGGCAUUGGACAGCGCGGGCGGUGCAGACUCGCAGUGGGAGGGGGACGGCCGCGAGCAGGCGGACAGGGGCUCGUCGGCCGGCGGCGACAGUGCACUCGCAGGCGGGCUGAGCCGCAGCGCCUCACGCCGCACCGGCAGCGCCAACAGCGGGCGAGGCCUGGUGCGGGCGAGCUCCAGCGCAGCCCGCUCGGCGCAGAUUUUCAAACGCCUGGUGUCUCUCAAGGGGGACCCGCAGGAGGGCAGCCUCGGCCGCGGCGGCAGCGAACGCGGCAGCGACAUGGGUGGCGGCAGUGCGCUGCAGGAGGGCGGCGAGGGUGCGGGCGGCGAGGGCGAGGAGGGCUGGACGGAGGGCGUGCCGCGGGCCGCUGCUGGCCGGUACGCCGCGGCUGAGGGCGAGGAUGAGGACCAGGGCGAUGAGGAGGAGGGCGGCAACUUCGACGACAUGCAGCCCGAGCCGCUGCCCGAGGGCGAGGAGGGCGACGAGGAGGGGGAUGACGGCGAGUGGGAGGAAGCGGAUGGUGAGGAGGACAGGGAGGAGGAUGCGGACGGCGAGGGCGGUGAGGCGGCUCUUCAGGGGCUGCUGCGGCCCGAGGAUGCGGACCAGGCUGUGGCGGAGGCGGAGGAGGUGGUGGAGAUGGCCGCGGCGCUGGCGGAGGCGUUCCUGGGUGGCUUGGGCGAGCAGGACCAAGAGGGCCAGGAGGACACCUGCGAAGCGGAUGAGGAUUUCCAGGGCGAGGAGGGUGGAGCGGACCCUGGGGCUUCAGCAACAGCUGGUGCUACACAGGAGCAGGCACAGGUAGCGGUAGGCACUGCAGGUGCCAUGGCGGCCGCGGGAGCAGCAGCAGCGGGCGCGGCGACGGGGCCUCAUGUACCCAGCGCACCCAAGGCGCCACGCCCGCCGGCACGUGGCGAGGCCGCUGCACGUGCCCCGGCCCCUCGCCGUGGCGGCCGCACAUCGGCGCUGUCCAUGUCGUCCGACACCGCGGCCAUGAGGCACGUCAUUGCGGGGGCGCUUGCGGCGGCGGCGGCGCCCGUGCUGGGCCGCAGCGGCGCACUGGCCGUGGCGCGCCUGGGUCUGGGAGAGCCGCUGGCCCCGCCGCACCGGCUCAGCGGCGCGGGCGGCAGCACAGGCAACCUAGCCGGUGGCGGUGGCCUGCCCGCCAGCACCGGCGCGCUGGCAGCGAGUGGGGCGUCCCGGCGCGCGGUGCUGGGCACUGCCGCGCCGACAGGGCCGCAGCCACAGCGUGUGGGCCGGCUGCGGGCGGGCGCGGGCAGCCCGGGUGCGGACCGGGUGUCCGGGUCCGGAGCCGGGGGCCAUCCCAAGGCGCUCACGCCGUCCGCGAUUCGCGCGGAGGCAGAGGCUGGCCUCAUGGCGGCGGCAGCUGGCGGCGGUGGUGAUGGCCUUGACGACUCGGGACUGGUGUCAGCUGACUGGGCGGCGGCUGCAGCCAGUGCCGCUGCGGCCGCGGGUGCUGCGCUGGUGAGCGGCGGCAGCAGCUCGGGGCCUCUGGGUCCGCGUGCGAGCGGCUACUCCAGCAGCAGCCUGGCGGGAGUGCACCUGGAGCCGCUGGCAGCGGCCGCGUCACCAAGGGCCAGUGGCUCGGGCGCGGCAGCUCUGAUGCGCUCACCGCGGCCCAGUGACAGCGGCGUGGGCGGCACACUGCAGGCGCUAUCGCCAGCGGGCAUGCCGGACCCGCUGCUGGCUCAGGUCCGGCUGCCGCGGCAGUCGGACGGCGCCGCGCCCAGCUCGCCGUUGCCGCUGCCGCCGCUGCCCGGCACGCACAUGGCAACAGGCGACGACGCGGUGGGCGGCCUGACCGGCACCGCAGCCGCCCGCCACCAGCCGCAGCCCCGCGUGUCGGCCACUGGACAGGCGCAAGGUCCGGGAGCGGGUCCGGGCGAGGCGCUGGACGUCCUGUCCUCACCCCAGGCCAGUCCCACGGGCCACCUGGGGGGCGCUGCGCCUGUGGUGGCUGGCUACCAGCAGCAAUGGGCGAUGCCGCGUCAGCCGCAGCCGCCACUCACCCAGCAGCGCACCGCGGCGCAACCCACCCACCACCAUCCGCAGUCCCACUACAACCAUGCCGCGUACCACCCGCCGACCGGCGCCGCCACCAUGGCCUCCGCACUGCCCGAUCCCCGCAACGUCACCGCGCCCGGCGCCGUCGGGGCGGCAGCGGCGGCCGCACACAAGGACCCCUCCUGGCUUCUGCCACCCAUUGCCGGCUCCCCGAGCCGCAGCGCCACGGGACCGCCGGGGCUGGGCGCGCAGGCCGCUGCGGUGGCAGCACUGCGGGCUGGCGCGGGGGUCGGCGGUCUGGCGGCGGGAGUUGUGGGCGUGAGCCGCACUGCCUCCGACCCCUUCAUGCAGCGCCCGCACGGCUUGGUGGCACAGCAGCAGCAGCAGCAGCAGCAGCAGCAGCAGCAGCAGGCUCAGGGUCAGGGCCAGCCGCUGCGGGCCUCGCACGCGGGGGCCGCCAGCAGUGCACUGGGCGGCCCGGCCAGCCCCGGCCUGGCCUCCCGCGCCAACCUGGGGCAGGGCGCGAUGGCGGCGGCGGCCUCGGGGCAGCGGGCGCGGCGCUCCAGCCUGGUGGGUGGGAGCGUCUCAGGCGGUGUGGAGGGGCCGCUGGGGGCGCUCAUUUCGCUGUCCAGUGGCGUCGUGGGGCCGUCCGCUCACGGCGGCGCCUCGCCCGUGCGGCUGGCUGGCCGCGCGGCUCGCAGCUCCGUGGGCUCGCCCGGCAUGCUGCCCGCGCCCAGCCCCAGCCAGUUGCAGGUGCAGCACAACCGCCUGACGGUGUCAGUGGACAGCAGCAGCUACCCGCACUCAGGCUCGGUGUCGCUGAUGGGCGUGGCAGGCAGCGGUCUGCUCAUCAACGGCAUCUCGGGCGGGGGCGCCAGCCUGGUGGCGGCACGAGGCGCAGGCGGCGACACCUCGCCGCCACUGGUAUCCAGUCAGCUGAAGGGUGGUGGCGGCGCGGCGGGCGGCGCGGGGGCAGCACGGCAACAGCAGGUGCAUGCAGGGCGGCGGUGAUGCCGGUCAGCUGCGAGCAGCGCCAUGCAACUACCGUAGUCGAGGGGACAACACAAGUCGGGGUCUCGGAGGGGUAGUGCAGGGUAGUGGCACUUGAGCGCAGUGUGACCUUGUGGAUGUGGUAUUAAGCAAGGCAUUUGGUGCUUGGUAAUGAUAAUCCGUAGUGCGACGGAUGUCUGGUUGCCGCUGCAUACAAUUAGUUAUUGAAUUUGCCCCUUUGUAACUAUGGAAGGAUUCUGACCUGUGGUGACGUGUGUGGUGACGAUGUGCAGGCUCGUGGCGCUGCAAAGCGUUAUCAAUGUUAGCCACCGUAAAUUUAGCGUUUGCUUUGGAGAUACUUGGUGGCGAUGGUGGCGAGUAGCGACCAAUGGUGCUUGAUGAAUCGCCCUUAUCAAUAAAUCAUUAAUGCAUGGCAGCCAUACCGUACCUGAUGCAAUGGUGCCGUGACCUCAUCUGUGUGCCGGUAUGUCCGUGUAAUACGGUACUCGCAAUGAACACUAUAUGUGUCAGUAAUUGACGCAUGCCACAUAAGAACGGGAGCCUGGACGUACCGCCCAUCGCGAGGGGGUCCACACCUGCGCAGGCCACCGCAUCCCGCUAGGCGAGGUGGUGGCAAGCACCCUCUGGUACAUCACUAGGUUGGCCCAGCGGAUUAACCCAGGCGUGAUUUUGGCGGGUUUGCCCCAGGGAGGGCCGAGUGAUCGAGACGGCGGACAUUGAGCGUGUUGUCCAGCGGCAAGUUUAUCGGCAUUAUCAAGAGAAAGUGAGUUGAGGAACGGUGUGGGAUGUGGGUGCGGGUCCACUGCCGUCACGACUCCCGCCACCCACGACGCCACAGCAGCGCCACCGCCACGAACCAGAACACCACAAAGGUGCCGGUGGACACCAUGUCGGUAAGCUCUGUGCGAAUGAGGUGAAUACAUGUUUUCAAGUUAGCGCAGGCUUUUAGGGAGGGGGCAGUACUACGGCAAAGACCACAACCCCAAGGCAUUGCCCCACUCCUGCUGGCCCCCAAGUCGCCCCAGUGCCCGCUGACCCUGGUUAGUGUUCACUAAGGCACUGAAGCCUCUGCGCUGUGUAGCGUUGCACUGCCUGGGACUCCGACUGUACGAGAGGCGCGUGCACGUUGCGGAUGGCAUCGGGCAGCACUGGGCCAGCAGACGUCGUGCGGUAGCAGUGUUUUUUUGUGUGGGCUUGAGGACAAGAAAUCUCUUACCUGA